AUGGUCGCAGUCGCGAAUCGUGUCGUGUUAUACUACCAGACCCAGUACUCGCACGGCAACAGCGGGACCUACGUCUCCCCACUCCCCCUCAUCGGCUACGUGACCCACCUCCUCCUGGCCGCCUUCCACCUCAACAUGGGCCACGUCGGCCCUGACAUCGUCCACCUGAACGACUUCCAGCCGUCGGACCCGUGGGGAAGGCACGAAGGCGCCGCACCGGGGACGUACGCCUGCCUGACGGACGACCUCUUCGACACCUACUACCCCGCGCUCAAGGAGGUGAUCACGACCUACAACCUGGACGGAAUGGACCUGGACGUUGAGGAGUACGUGUCGUCGGAGACGAUCGCGCGCAUCAUCACCACGCUCAAGGCGGACUUCGGGGACGAGUUCCUGAUCACGCUCGCGCCCGUCGCGAGCGCGCUCACCGAGAGCGGGAACCUGUCCGGCUUCGACUACAUCACCCUCGAGCAGACGCUCGGCGAUAAGAUCGACUUCUACAACGCGCAGUUCUACUCCGGCUUCGGCACCUUCUUCCCCGAGACCCAGUACGAGGCGAUCAUCAACUACGACCAGGGCAUUGACCCCGCACGCGUCACCGCGACGGUGCUCACGAGCCCGAACGACGGCUACGGCUACGUCUCGACGGACAACGUCGUCCAGAGCAUCGAGAACCUCAUGGAGAAGUACGGCACCGGGUGGGGCGGCGUCGGCGGGUGGGAGUACUUCAACGCGCUCCCGGACUCGAGCCAGCCGUGGAAGUGGGCGGUGACGAUGAAGGAGGCGAUGCGCGUCCAGAAGGCCAAGAUGGAGGCGCGCGAGCGCGAGAAGGAGCUCGCGGCGGCGGAGGUGGACCGGCGACGGAUACGCUCGCGGAUGUUCAAGCUUCCCGCGAACGAGAACUGA
Epithele typhae is the source of this 906-nucleotide messenger RNA. Its product is annotated as endo-beta-N-acetylglucosaminidase. The record is from RefSeq and is a predicted model, not a curated record. Bases 1 to 906 code for a protein of 301 amino acids. Gene Ontology annotation, biological process: carbohydrate metabolic process. Lineage: Eukaryota; Fungi; Basidiomycota; Agaricomycetes; Polyporales; Epitheliaceae. The transcript has 3 exons.